AUGACUACGUUGGACGCAGCAGCAGAAGGCCAGUUCCAAGGAAGAGAAUCGGCUACGCAUCGAUUUCAUGGACCGGGGACCUUCGACCCUACAAAGGAAGACUGGGAGCUAUAUAAGAUAAGGUUUCAAGCUUCAUUGGAUGUAGCCGGAAUUGCGACGGAUACCGACAAGAGGGACUUGUUCAUAACGUCGCUAGGACCUGACACUUUCAAGCUACUGUACUCGUUGGUUCAGCCGAGGGACGUCACGGAAGUCUCGUUUGUGGACCUCAUCAAAAAACUAGAUGAAUUCUACGCGCCGAAACGCUUUAAAGAGUUCGCAAGAGCAAGGCUUUUCUCAGCAAAGCAGGCGGAAACGCAAUCGGUGGCACAAUUUUUGACGAGGUUACGUGCAAUUAUCUCGAACUGUGAGUACGAGUCUGAGACAGACAUUCGAGCUUCGUCGUUGUUGACGGCAUUUAUCGUCGGUCUACGGGACCAGAGACUCAGGGCAAGGUUAGUUCUUGAGAAGGGUCUUACCAUAGAUGCUGCCCUGAAGCUGUCGGAAAGCAUACUUUCUGCUGAACAGGAGUCGCGACUGCUUGAAGAAGGAACCGCAUCGAGCAGUUCAUCCUUUGCUACAGUGCAAGAUAAAAGCGAGGACUCUAAACCAGUUAGGUGUUUUCGAUGUGGUAACCUCAAUCACGCUGAAAGCGCGUGUCGAUUUCGACAGGAAGAGUGUCGUUUGUGCAAGAAGAAAGGUCAUAUUGCUAAAAUGUGCAAGAACAACCCCAGGAUGAAAAAAGGGAAAAUCAAAGCUGUCACGGAUAUAUUUCUCGCGGAAGAGAGAGACGGCAAGUUUGUGCUUUGCACGAUUUUAGGACAGGACGUUCAACUGCAAGUUGAUACCGGAUCUAGACAUACACUUCUAAAUCACCAGUCAUGGAUAAAGCUUGGGAAGACGAAGCUUAGUCCACCUUCGUAUAGCUUGCAAGGUUUCAACAAAAAUCCAAUUGCUCUCAAGGGUCAAGGGCAGGUAGAAGUUGCAUACCAAGGUCGAACCCAUCACCUGGAGAUUGUGGUUACUGAGUCUCUCCACAGAAAUCUUCUUGGCAGAGAAUGGAUUGAGAAGUUGGGAGUUGAUCUUAACAAGCUGUUUGUGGGAGCUCUGGAUAACGUACCCUCUUCUCUGACAAAUACCUUAGAGACUCAUAGGGAAUUGUUCAAGAAAGGUCUCGGCAGAUGCCAAAAGGUCAAAGUGCACGUUCAAAGAUGGCGCGUCCCCGAAGUUUUUCAAACCAAGGCCCAUUCCAUUCGCAUUACGUUCCUUGGUUGA
Molecule: messenger RNA, 1314 nt
Organism: Ornithodoros turicata
Lineage: Eukaryota; Metazoa; Arthropoda; Arachnida; Ixodida; Argasidae
Exons: 1
Coding region: 1-1314 (437 amino acids)
Biological process (GO): proteolysis
Molecular function (GO): aspartic-type endopeptidase activity; nucleic acid binding; zinc ion binding
Source: RefSeq, a predicted model, not a curated record